CCAGAAUAAAAACAGCAACAACAGACAGGGAGGAGGGACAAAAAGCAAGUGAUCCAUUGAAACAGAGCUUUUGCCUUCUUUGAAUCCCAUAUCGUUCUCCUUUAUUCCGCACCACUGCUGAACUUGUGUUAAUUAGGUAGCGCAGAAUAAAACCGGCUCAUCUGGAGAGGGGUGGUGCAUUUGGGAGCGAGAUGGCUAACGGAAAGGUUCGGCUGCUCCUCCAUGGACUCUUCCUCGUAGCAGCGAUUCAGCCCACUCUGCAAGGAGGCGUGUAUGUACCACCUGGUGCGGGCAUAGGCACUGGACCAGGAACUGGAUUCUUUCCAGGGUCUACGGGAGGCGUGCCCGCCGGCUAUAAACCAGCUAAAGCAGCAGGUGGUUAUGGAGGUGGCGGGCAAGGCGGCGUCCCGGGAGGUCUGGUGCCAGGAGGUGUUGGCCAGACUGGAUUUGGUAUUGGAGGACUUUGGAGCAGGACAAGGUGGAAAAGGACCUAAACCAGGUUAUGGAAAUCUAGGAACCGGGGUUCUUGGAGGUGGCGGCUAUGGAGCUGGAGGCUUCGGCGGUGGUGGUUAUGGGGGAUAUGGUGGAGUCCCCGGUGGAAUCUUCCCAGGAGCUGGACAGAAGGCUGGUAAAAGAGGUGCUGGAGGCCAUCUGCUACCAUUUGGAGGAGCCGGAACUGGAACAGGAACUCUUCCUGCUGGAGGCCCCGUUAUCCCCCAGACAGGUUUGCCAGGAGGGACUGGUGCUGGAUCAGGAAAGAAAGCUUCCAAAGUACCAGGUGUGGAUGUACCAGGGCUUUAUCAAGGUGGAUUCGUACCAGCAAAUGGAUUUGGAAACCGUGGAGUUCUUCCAGGAGUUGCCACUGGCAAUGGCCUCAAUCAGAAAUCCCUUGGAGCAGGGGGACAGGGUGGAGCAGGAGCAGGCUAUGGUGGGCAAAUGCAGCCCGGAGUGUUCCAUGGAUACCCUCUGAAAUCACCCAAAACUCAAGGUGGCCAGGGAGCAAAACCUGGAGGCAGAAAACUUCCCUUUGGUUACGGCGGUUUUGGUAAUCAAGGAGCUGGACUUCCGGGAGGUAAAAGUGGCCCCGGCUCAAAGCCUGGAUUUCCUAUUGGGACUGGAGUUGGCACUGGUGGCAUCUCAGCUGCACAGGCCAAAUCUGCCAAAUAUGGUUUGGGUGGUCCUGGUGGUUUUGGUGCUGUUGCUGGUGGUGCUGGUGGAUUUGGUCCUGGUGCAGGUGGUUUGGGUGGUGGCACAGGUGGACGAUAUCCAGGGCAGAUUCCAGGAGCAGGCUAUGGACCUGGGUCCAAAGCUGCUAAAUAUGGUGGUGUGCCAGGUGGUGUUCCUGGUGGCGUUCCAGGUGGUGUUCCGGGUGGUGUUCCUGGUGGCGUUCCAGGUGGUGUUCCAGGUGGUGUUCCUGGUGGUGUUCCAGGUGGUGUACCAGGGGGUGUACCAGGUGGUGUACCAGGAGGUGUCCCCGGAGGUGUACCAGGCGGUGUACCAGGGGGCGUACCAGGAGGUGUACCAGGAGGUGGUGGAUAUCUCCCGUCAGCAAAAGCAGCUAAAUACGGUGGUGUCCCAGGAGGUGUACCAGGUGGUCUACCAGGGGGUGUGCCAGGUGGUGUGCCCGGUGGAGUGCCCGGUGGUGUACCAGGAUAUGGUGGAUAUCAGCCAGCAGCCAAAGCAGCUAAAUAUGGGGGCGUACCAGGGGGCGUACCAGGGGGCGUACCAGGUGGCGUACCAGGUGGCGUACCAGGUGGCGUACCAGGGGGUGUACCAGGGGGUGUACCUGGAGGUGGUGGAUAUCUCCCGUCAGCAAAAGCAGCUAAAUAUGGUGGUGUCCCAGGAGGUGUGCCAGGGGGUGUGCCAGGGGGUUUACCAGGUGGCGUACCAGGUGGCGUACCAGGUGGUGUACCAGGUGGCGUACCAGGGGGCAUACCAUGGGGUGUACCAUGGGGUGUACCAGGGGGUGGUAGAUAUCUCCCAUCAGCAAAAGCAGCUAAAUAUGGUGGUGUUCCAGGUGGUGUACCAGGCGGUGUACCUGGUGGUGGUGUUCCUGGUGGUGUACCGGGUGGCGUUCCAGGUGGCUUACCUGGAGGUGGCGGAUAUGUACCAGGAGCCAAAGCAGCUAAAUACGGUGGUGUUCCAGGUGGUGGAGCAGGGCAUUUUUCAGGUGGGGUACCAUGGGGUGCACCAGUCGGUGUGCCUGCUAAUGUACCAGGAUUUGGUGGAUAUCAACCAGCAGCCAAAGCAAAUAAUUAUGGAGGUGUAGCAGGUGGAGUACCAAGUGGUGUUCCUGGUGGUGUACCCGGUGGCGUACCUGGUGGUGUACCUGGUGGUGUUCCAGGAGGUGGAUAUUCACCAUCAGCCAAAGCAGCUAAAUAUGGGGGUGUACCUGGCGGUGUACCUGGUGGUAUACCUGGUGGUGUACCUGGUGGUGUACCUGGUGGCGUACCUGGUGGUGUUCCAGGUGGUGUACCAGGGGGUGGAUAUUCACCAUCAGCCAAAGCAGCAAAAUAUGGUGGUGUACCAGGAGGUGUACCAGGAGGAGUGCCAGGUGGUGUGCCAGGUGGUGUGCCAGGUUGGGCACCAUUUGCAGUACCAGGAGGAGGUCAGAGAUAUCCAGGCACCGGUCCAUACUCACCAGCAGCCAAAGCAGCAAAAUAUGGAGGAGCAGGAGCAGGAUUUGGAACAGGAGGACUGGGAGGAGCAGGAACAGGAUUUGGAACAGGAGGACUGGGAGGAGCAGGAGCAGGAUUUGGAACAGGAGGACGGGGAGGAGCAGGAGCAGGAGCAGGGUUUGGAACAGGAGGACUGGGAGGAACAGGAACAGGAACAGGGAUAGGCGGAGUACCUGGUUUAGUUCCAGGAGGAGGAACAGGUGGACAAUACGCUGCUGCUGCGGCAAAGGCUGCCAAAUAUGGUGGAGCAGGAGCAGGGUUAGGGACAGCCGGAGUCGGAGGAACGGGAAUAGGAGGAGUGCCCGGUCUGGUGCCAGGAGGAGUUGGAAAUGGACAAUACAAUGCUGCUGCCGCUGCUGCUGCAAAGGCUGCCAAAUAUGGAGGAGCAGGAGCAGGGUUGGGAGCAGGAGGGCUCGGAGGAACAGGUGGACAAGUACCUGGUUUUGUUCCUGGAGGUGGACAGUACUCUCCUGCUGCAAAAGCUGCCAAAUAUGGUGGAGCAGGAGCAGGGUUAGGAACCGGAGGACCGGGUGGUACAGGUGGGCAAGUACCUGGUUUUGUUCCUGGAGGAGUUGGGGGUGGACCAUACUCUGCUGCUGCAAAAGCUGCCAAAUACGGAGGAGCAGGCGCUCACUUAGGAACUGGUGGAAUGGGAGGUAGAGGUGGGCAAGUACCUGGUUUUCUUCCCGGAGGAUUUGGAGGUGGCCAAUACUCUGCUGCUGCAAAAGCUGCUAAAUAUGGGGGAGCAGGAGCAGGGUUAGGAACAGGAGGCCUGGGGGGAUCAGGAAGACUGGGAGGAACAGGAGUAGGAGGAGGGCCUGGUUUGGUACCAGGAGGUGGACAAUACCCCGCCGCUGCUGGUGCUGCAAAAGCUGCCAAAUAUGGAGGAGCAGGAGCAGGAUUAGGAACAGGAGGACUGGGAGGAACGGGAGUAGGAGUGCCUGAUUUAUUACCCGGAGGAGCUGAAAGUGGACAAUAUUCUGGUGCUGUUGCAAAAGCUGCUAAAUAUGGAAUCUCAACAGGAGGUGGAGCAGGGGUUGGCGCAGGAUUAGCAGGAGCAGGAGUUCGACCAGGAACAGUUGGAGGGGCUGUUCCUGGAGUGGGUCUUGCCUUGCCAGGAGCGACCCCACACACUGCAGUUAGCGGCCUCCCUGAUGGUUCUACCGUUGCUGGAAAGCCACCAAAGAAUAUAGGUCCUUCUGGAUCUCCUUUUCCAGGCCCCACCCCUAGUGCCUCAAAUGGGAAGGCCACAGAGCUCCCACAGCCCACUGGUACAAAAGGUCAAAGCCCAACUGAUGUUGGUGUUGGCACAGCAAGCAAGGCACCGAAACCCAUUCCACAAGGCACUGGAACAGGUGUUGGUCCAGGUGGAGUAGGUUACCCUUAUGGAGUUCCUUAUGGAGUUGGAACUGGAACAGGGGCUGCUGUGUUGCCUGGUGCAAAGCCCUUGAAACCUCCCUUUGUCGGAGGAGCAGGAGGUGGUGCAGGAAUCCCUCUGGCAGCAGGAGGAUACCAAGGUGGUUUGCCAUAUCCCUCUGCAGGCGGCCUGGGUGGUGCUGGGGGAGGAGCUAAAGCCCCCAAACCAGGCUAUGGAAAUCUUGGAGGUGGUGGUGGAUAUCAGCCUCAACCAGGUGGAUACGUCCCAGCCCCACUGACUCCUCAACAAGCUAAAGCAGCUAAGUACAUUGGGAAUCCAUUGCAAGGCUUUCUGGGUGGUGCAGGAGGAGGAGGAGGAGCCUACAGAGGUGGAGCAGUAGCAGCAUGCCAGGGUAAAUACUGUGGCAGGAGGAAGUAGAUGUACUCCUGAAGUGCGACGUGGCCUGAAGAAAAUCGUGGUGCUACUGCAUGAACUAGAAUGUACAUUUUAGAACACAAACGUUUUUACUUACUUGACUUCAACAUCUGCUCUUAUGCAAACCCACCGACCAAGAGUUUUGUACUUUUUUUUCUCUCUCGUGAUGACAGUGUCUUUAACCAUAAACGUGUGAAUGUCAGUUUGCUUUUAGUCCCCCUUCUUAUGCACCAAUGUACUUCAAAUACUGUAAUGUUUGUCAGCCUGUGAUCAUUCCUUUGGAUACUUGUCAACAGUGUGUUCAAGUGGACAUAUGGUGACACAGCAAAAGACUGCUUGAAAAGGUUGUCUGCCAAUGUGACCUAUGUAGGAUGCCGCAGUGCGCCAUUUUUAAUCUUAAAACAAGGCAAGAUGAAAUGUUGCAGCACAGGACCUCUCAAAUCCGUGAGAAGGCUGCUUUUUGUGGCCAAAUCGCAACAGUGUCUUGGGCCCGCCUUCUUGCUGCUAUUUUUAGCUCCAUUGGGUAUAAAGUAGUGGGAAAUAGGACUCCAGCCAGCCCAUCUGUUCUUAUUAGAUUUUUUUUUUUUUUUUUUGCUGAUUGUUUUUCCCCAUCAUUUCCAAUUUCAACAAAUGCUUUACUGAGAUCACUGUCUAAAGCAGUGUUGUCUUUUAUUCUUCCAGUGUAUUUCUGUAAGUUUGCAUUUUUGCGCAUUUGCUUUGUGACGCUUUUUCCUCAAGUGUCAUUUCAGGAGUUAUUUACAUUUAUGCAAUAAGGUUAAUUCAAGCUUUUAACACAUAUCUUAUUGUUAUUGUAAUUGUGUGAACAUGCAGUAAAACCUAGCCUUUGCAUUUAUUCAAAAAUUGUAGUACAAAAUAACACAUCUGUUUAAUGGGUUUAUCCAAGUCCCAUUGUUCAUUUACUUGAGCUGCUUUAGAGGGAAAAAAAGAGGAAAACGUUUAGCUGACCAAAGGUUCAUGGGUGCUGUUGCCUAGUGACCCCUUUGUUCUUUCUGUAAUUAUGUACUGUAUUUUGUACUAAUAUGAAAGUUGUUGGCAUUUGUUCAUCCACUCUGAGCACUUUGAGCCUCAUUGGGUCAGAUGUGCCAUGGGAUAGACUUCAUCUUUAUUUAAAUUUAUUUCUAAAAUUGUGGUUUUGCACUUUUAAAAAAAAAAAAAUUCCACGCACACAUGCACACACGACUUAAUAUAAUCAGCCAAUGUAUUUGCAUCAUCAAAUAAAUAAAAUGUGUUUGAAAA
This is a messenger RNA of Syngnathus acus (greater pipefish), 5727 nucleotides long. RefSeq names its product elastin a (gene elna). Lineage: Eukaryota; Metazoa; Chordata; Actinopteri; Syngnathiformes; Syngnathidae. Gene Ontology annotation, molecular function: extracellular matrix structural constituent. The coding region runs from base 382 to 4473 and encodes 1363 amino acids. The transcript is spliced from 52 exons. The record is from RefSeq and is a predicted model, not a curated record.